Pieris brassicae (large cabbage white) is the source of this 1477-nucleotide messenger RNA. RefSeq names its product protein AAR2 homolog. The transcript is spliced from 5 exons. The record is from RefSeq and is a predicted model, not a curated record. NCBI's taxonomy places the organism in Eukaryota, Metazoa, Arthropoda, Insecta, Lepidoptera, Pieridae. Bases 106 to 1281 code for a protein of 391 amino acids. Gene Ontology annotation, biological process: spliceosomal tri-snRNP complex assembly.
CUCUGUUUGCUAAGCCGUAAGGGAAUGGCGAUGUUAUGCUAAAUGUAAACAUAUUGAUUAGUUACAAUAUUUUUAUUGCAAGACAAGGUUGAUCUAUGCUACAAAAUGGACCAAGAGACUGCAAAGAAACUUCUUAUAGAAGCUGGCACGUUUGUAUUUCUUGGUGUUCCACAGGAGACCCAAUUUGGGAUCGAUAUGCAAUGUUGGAAUACUGAUGAAGACUUUCGUGGAAUUAAAAUGAUACCACCUGGAUUGCAUUACAUCCACUAUUCCGGCGUUAGCAAAGGCACGGGCGAUGUCUCCCCGAGGUCUGGAUUCAUGCAUUAUUUCCAAAAGAAAGAAUUUCUAGUAAAGCUGUGGGACAAGAAUCUUGAAGACAUGAGUAAAGAUGAGGUCACAGAUGAAAGUAUUCAGCGCUUGAAAGAUAACUUGCUAACAUUGGAUAGACAUUUAGGCCCUUAUCCUUAUGAUAUUUGGCAAAAGUGGAAACUACUAUCUUCUCAGAUUACAGAGGACUUGGUAAACAGAUUUUCACCGGAGAGUGGUCUGAUUAGAGCAUCUGUGGAAUUACUAUCAACUCCCGAUAAAGACAGACCAAGAGGAGUAAAAACGUCAAUAGAUACUGAAGAUAAGAAUCAGGAAACUCCAGGGCAAUCAGAUGCAAAACGUGCCAAACGCAUCACAGCUGCUGAGAAGGAAGCCUCAAUGUUGCCAAAUUUACAACCAGUGCCAGGAGCAUCGUUAAGAUUCACUGAGAUACCACAUGACAAGUUUCCACCAGGUUCGACUCCGGAAGAAAUCACCAAACACUACCUUGACCAGUCAUACACACUUGAACUAAUGAUUGCACAACAUGUUGAACCGCUUCACAUAAUAGGUGAACUCCAAUUCGCAUAUCUAUGCUUCCUUAUCGGUCACUCCUUGGAAGCAUUUGAACAUUGGAAGAAUUUAGUGAUACUUUUUUGCUCCUGCGAUGAGGCAAUACACAAAUACCGUUCAGUGUUCUUCCAUUUCAUUCGCACAGUUGAAGUGCAAAUUGAAGAAAUGCCGGAGGAUUUUCUAGCAGAUAUUGUCAUGAACAAAAAUCUUGUUUACAAGAAACUUCGGGAGUUUUUUAAAACAGCCUAUGUGAGCAAAGUUGAUGGCCGACUCUUGACAAUGAUUGAGAGGUUUAAAGACAACUUAACGGACAAAUUACAAUGGGAUUUUACAGGAUUGGACAAAGAUGAGGAAGAUGAGAGGCCGGUGAUAGUCAAAAUUGAUGAACCAAUAGAUGAUUAGAUUUCCAAUUAAAUAUUGAACACCAACUAACUCAUUUAAGGCGAGAGUGUUGCUAUAUAUAGUAUGCUAUAUAUAGACGCAUUAUGAACUGAGGCUUCGGGUCAUAUAUCAUAUUAACUGUCUGCCUCGCACUUACAGGCCUUAUGGAGAGGUGUAGUGAUGUGCGUAAGAAUUGUACAGGUGCAUAUCGAUAACA